Molecule: messenger RNA, 1311 nt
Organism: Dictyostelium purpureum
Lineage: Eukaryota; Evosea; Eumycetozoa; Dictyosteliales; Dictyosteliaceae
Exons: 1
Coding region: 1-1311 (436 amino acids)
Source: RefSeq, a predicted model, not a curated record
AUGGAUAUACCAAAAUUUAUUGGUUAUUAUAUAGAUACAAAUACUAACCAUUAUAAUACAUUUGGACAGAUUAAUGGCGAAUGGAAAGAUGGUGUUAGAUAUUAUAUAGAUGUUAAUAAAAAGGUUACUUUGGAGGAAAAUUACUUGGCAGAGGCAAGGAGUAAUAGUACUGGCGACGAACUAUAUGAACCAAUUGGAUCAAGAGUAGAAAAAAGGUUAAUUAAUAUGGUAGUUUUUGGUAGUUUCUCAAUUUCAAAAACAAAUGCUACAACCGUACCAAACGAAUAUGGUAUUUUAUUAUCGGGUGGUAUUAAAAUAUCAUUGGAACCAAAAGAAGGUGAUGUUCAAUCCAAAACAUUUUACGAAAAUUAUAAUGACAUUAGAAAUAAAUUCAAUCAAAAUAAUACAAUUGUAGUGGGUUCUUUGUUUAGUGAAAAUUCAUAUUUCGAACUACCAGGUUUAGAUCCAGAAUCAUUAAGAGUUUUAAAUGAAAAUCCAACAGUGUUUAUACAAAAUUAUUGUAAGGAAACCAAUGAUGAUUAUACAAGCUUUAAAAAAUUCAUUUCAAAAAUAGGUUCUCUAUUUAAUAUCUUAUCAUGGUCCAUUGAGGGAAAGUUAAUUUCAGCACCUGGUAUAGUUUUAAUAAUUUCAAAGGCAUAUUAUGAUAUUAAUCAAGUAAGAGCAAAUAAUGGGAAGCCAAAAUUAGAGUUCUUUUUAAAUUUACCAUGCGAUCUUGAUGGAAUAAACCCAGUCUUUACAAACCAGUGGGAAAGAAAUUUUAUUCAAAUGUUCAUGGACACCUCUUAUCAAAAACCCAUGUUUCUAGGCUUCCUUACCCAAGCAUUUAACCCAGUACUUUUUCAAAAAGCUUUUGAUGAAAACAAUGUUUUAGAAUCAGUUGUCAAUGCACCGUUUUCCGAUGGUAUCCACCAAAAUUAUACCGGUAAAUCAAGUGAUGUUGUUAAAUCUUUGCUUGGUUCUAGUGAUAUGGAUUUCAUUAAAUCUAGAUCGUUUUUAAUUCCAUAUAUAAAUCAUUAUGAACCCAGUAAUGCUGCCCUAAAAAAAGAAAUCUCAACAAUGAUAAAUGAAGGCUUUAUAAAAGAGUUAUCAAUGCUAUUGGUUUUAAAAGGUUUAAAUGGUAUUAUUCUCUUUCAAGAUCGAGGAGAUAAUCAAGAUAGCUUAUGUAUUUCUCACCAAAGAAUAAAUCCAGCAACAAUUAAAUAUGAUGAAUCUAUAUCUUUAAUAAACUCAAUAGAAAAUCAAGAAAAAACAAAAUUGUUUUUAAAUACAUUAAAUAAUAAUAAUAAAUAA